This is a messenger RNA of Mizuhopecten yessoensis (Yesso scallop), 4345 nucleotides long. Its product is annotated as ATP-dependent RNA helicase DDX19A-like. The record is from RefSeq and is a predicted model, not a curated record. Gene Ontology annotation, molecular function: RNA binding; RNA helicase activity; ATP binding. Gene Ontology annotation, biological process: poly(A)+ mRNA export from nucleus. The coding region runs from base 118 to 1713 and encodes 531 amino acids. Lineage: Eukaryota; Metazoa; Mollusca; Bivalvia; Pectinida; Pectinidae. Gene Ontology annotation, cellular component: nucleus; cytoplasmic stress granule. The transcript is spliced from 12 exons.
AGUUCUAAAUUUAAAUCGGUUGAUAUUUCAACAUCUCGAACACAUAAGACGAAACUUUCAAACUGCGUGUAUUCACUAAUUGCUUUUAUUGACAGACGUUUUCAUCUGACAUCAGCCAUGGCAGAUCUGGACUGGGGAGCUGCUGUAGAUAACCAAGAGUGUUCUCUUGUUUCUCAGGUGAAAAAUCUAGACAUCAAGACCCCAGAAAACAAAGCAGUCAGCAGUGCUACAGCAUCUACUACAAACAACAAAACAACAGAACCUGAUCCUGCAGUCAGUAAAACAACAGCACCUACACAAACAGGCAGCGGCGAUAGCCCAGCAACCAACAGCACUGACACAGCUGUCCUUGAUAACAACAACUCUUCAAAAACAGACGGUGAUAAACCAAGUAGUCUUAAUCCAAGUAGUCCUACACCUCAAGCUGUGGAUACGGGCAAAGAAGAACCAAUGAGUAAACUAGUGCGGUCGAAACUUAUAACAUCAGUCCAUGCGGACCUGGAGAUUCUACAGGCCGACCCCAACUCACCACUCUUUAGUGUCAAAUCUUUUGAAGCAUUAAACUUAAAGAAGGAGCUGUUACAAGGAUUGUAUGAUAUGAAAUUUAAUGCUCCAUCAAAGAUUCAAGAAACAGCUCUGCCUAGCUUACUGGCUGAUCCUCCAGUAAACAUGAUAGCCCAGAGCCAGAGUGGAACAGGCAAGACAGCAGCCUUUGUGCUGACCAUGCUGAGUCGUGUAGAUACAAACAAACCCUACCCACAGUGCCUUUGUUUAGCACCGACGUAUGAGCUAGCGUUACAAAUCGGAGAGAACAUAGAACAGAUGUCAAAACACAUGACAAACUUCACCCUGGUUUACGCUGUAAGAGGAGAGAGAGUUGCCAGAGGACAAAAAGUUCAAGGUCACAUCAUCAUUGGUACCCCAGGAACAGUUGCUGACUGGUCACUCAAAUUUAAAAGCUUUGACCUGAAGAAGAUCGAUGUGUUUUGUUUAGAUGAGGCUGAUGUCAUGAUUGCCACUCAAGGUCAUCAGGACCAGUCAAUUAGGAUACAAAGAGGACUAAGGAAAGAUUGUCAGAUGUUGUUAUUUUCGGCCACAUACGAUGAUGACGUGAUGAGAUUCGCUCAAGCUGUGAUCCCAAAUAACCCUGUUGUGAUCAAAUUGCGACGUGAAGAACAGAGUUUGGACAAUAUUAAACAAUUUUACAUUGAGUGUACAGAUAAAGAAAGCAAAUUCCAGGCAUUAUCAAAUAUAUAUGGAUCCAUUUCUAUAGGACAAUCUAUGAUCUUUUGUGCGACACGGAACACAGCCCAUUGGUUGUCGGAAAAGAUGACCAAGGACGGCCAUGCUGUUGGGCUGUUGAGUGGAGAUCUUGAAAUCGCACAGAGAGCUGCAAUCAUCAACAGAUUCAAGGACGGCAAGGAGAAAGUUCUUAUUACAACAAAUGUAACUUCUAGAGGUAUAGACGUAGAACAGGUGACAGUUGUUGUGAACUUUGACCUUCCCCUAACACAAGACAUGAAACCAGACAACGAAACGUAUCUACAUCGUAUUGGAAGGACAGGUCGAUUUGGGAAAAAUGGAAUCGCUAUCAAUCUCAUCGACAACUCACGAUCUUACAGCACUCUCAGGGCGAUAGAGAAAUUUUUCGGACGAAGUAUAGUCAAACUGGAUGCUGAAGACAUUGAUGAAAUUGAGAAGAUUGGUACAUAGAACUAGACACUGAGGACUUGGUGUGAAAAUAGACUCAUUUUGUAUUUGGCUUGCAUACAUUGAGUAGUGUCUUACAAUAAUAAGCAAGGAGCAAUUUGAAAUAUUUUGUGCAAGUAAAUCGCAAAAGUUAUUGUAAUAACACAGGAACAAUAAACAAAACAUCACUCAAGUUUGUUAACGUUCUUUUUAAAAAUAUGUGUAUCAAUAGAUUUUAAAUUUAUGAUUAUGAAAGUCUGUGAAAUAUUGGACACCUGUAAAACUAGACUGAUUUUUUAGUUUUUAUAAAACACAGGUUUUCCAAUGUUAAUAUUAAGAACUGAUGCCUUGUCAGGAUAAUUCCUUCAAUUAUUCAUUUAAAGGAAAAUUUGUUGAUUCUGAUCUUAUGUACAUGAGUUAAAGAAGCUUCAUGAAAGUGUCUGCUUACAGUGUGUAUGUAUCGGGGGGUAUACAGAUGAAUGGUCUGCUGUACUUUUUAAUCCUGAUGAAACAUCUCGACUAUUGAGAUUUCUUCAAAUCUCAAAAUCUCAACAUCCGAAAACACAUUUCUUGAGAUUUUGCUUCAGAAUAUUUUUAUUAAAUUUCACAAAAUUUGAUAAUUUCAUCAGUUUUGAAAUUCCGACAUUUUUGACACUCUUCUAUUCAUUAUGAUUUUGUUUUAUUCCAAAUUUAUCCCCAAUUUCGUGGAUAAAUGCAGAAAAAAUGCUCCUCGCAAUAUAUUUCAUUAAAAUCAUGUAUUUUGCAAACCUAAGUCAUUGACUUAACAGUCCAUGAUAUAUCUAAAUGUGUUCACUGAUCUUUAUAAAAUGUCUUUUGCAAGUUUCUGAGAUAUGACAUGUACAGUGAGCUAUGAUGUUUGGGCAAGGUUCACAUGUGUUUUAUAAACAAUGACUUAUAUACAAUGUACAAACACUACUUUAUACUUUCGAUGGUAUUUUAAUUUGUUGCAAGUUAAAUGUGAUUUUUGUGUGUUCAAGUGCAAGUGCUAGGGGCAUCUCCAAAUAUAUGGUUAUAGAAAAAAAACAUUUCUUGGUACAUAUAUAUUGAAAAAGCAGUAAUCCAUUAAGUUAUUGAAACAUAACUUUUGCCUACUAUUGCUUGUUCUGCGGGGGGACAUCAUGCUGCCAAUUUAUUUUCAAAAAUCUGAAAAAUGCAUACAAUAUUUGGUUUAGAAAUUAUCCUCAAUUAGUCUCAUGUAGCCUCAUGCAGUUAGUUGUUCACAAUACUUUACUAAGCUCCCUGAAGGUUAAUUUAGCUCACCUGUCCAGUGUUCCGUGAUUUUAUAUGCAAGGGAAAACCAAUUGUAUUACAAAUAGAAAAAGUUGUGUCAAUGGAUUAUUAUAUAUACUCACAAAACUACACUCUGUAUUUAUAUUUUUAUGAAAUGCUUCCUUUUAAUAUUCAGUCAACUUCAAAAGUUAAUUUUGAACACCAUUAAUUCAGCGUCAUUUGUUUGACACUGCUACAGGUGUAUGCUGUAAGUCUGUAUCUGAAAUAUGUGUCAUUGUUAAACUAUCUCUCAGUGGGAGUCUGUUUGCAUAACUCUAUGUUUGUUUCUCAAAAAAAUCUCUCGCGGGUGCAUACAAUUAAUGAUGAUCUUGGUGCAAUAUUUUGUGUGAGCCUUAUAUCUAAUACAUACAUGUACUGUACAACUUUUUUUCCUGCUAAAAACUGUUAUGAAAAUUACUUGCCAUAUGUAGUUUCACUGAUAGUUAUACUCAUGCAUAAAUUCAGUCUUUCCUUGCCUGAAACCACCAAUCAGUUGCAAAGUUCUUUCUUCAUUACCGGUAUAUAAGACCACGGGGAAGAGGGUAAUGAAAGUCUUAUCCACUAUCUAGACAAAUAUACCUACAGUUUACUGGGUGGUGAUUAUAAGGACUUACUUGAUGACAAAAUUGAAGGGUAGAUUUUAUAAGGGAAAUGACUAUGACCGAUCACUGAUGCAGAUAUAUUGUGAAUGUCAUUUCUUUCACAGUCCAUAAUUUUAAGAUUUCCUAAAAGGUUAAGAAUUGAUUUCCUGAAAAUUGUACAAGUUGUAUUUGUGAUGGGGAAAACAAUUAUCAGGAAAAUUGUGAAAAUAAGAACCCUGCCAAAAACAAAGGAUUACAAUGUGUUGGACAUGAACAUAAUUAUUGUAUGAACGAUUUUUUCAAGAUUAAAAAAUAUUUUUCUGUAAAUGUAGUAUUAUAGCUUGACUUUGAAUUUGGAUGAGCAACAAGUUUCAGCUAUGUUUUUUCAAAGUGUAUGGCUACAAAAAAAUACAUAUUGUAUAUGUUGACAUUUUUAUGUGGGAGCUUGAAUUGAUUGGCCACUCCUGGUAACAAAAAAACACAAAAAAACUUCACAGUUCAUAUUGAUGGAUGUAGAUAUGCAUCCUGUAAUACUAGUAGUGGUUUUCCUGACGUAAAAAGUUACGAAUAAAGUGAGUGGAAUGGGAGAUGGGGAGGCCAAUCAAAUCAAAAAAUUUUUUUACUGUUGCUUAAAUAGAUUGAGACAUGAUUUGUACAAAUUUCAUUUGCAAAACAAAAUUAAACACAUUGUAUUAUGUAAAAAAAAUCACUCGACCCUGUUCAUUAUUUUUAUGUCAUGAUCAUGUCAGAUUCCCACAGGAGGUCAAUUAAAACUUUAAAAUUUG